This is a messenger RNA of Fibroporia radiculosa, 1560 nucleotides long. RefSeq lists its product as uncharacterized. Gene Ontology annotation, biological process: attachment of GPI anchor to protein. Bases 1 to 1560 code for a protein of 519 amino acids. The record is from RefSeq and is a predicted model, not a curated record. NCBI's taxonomy places the organism in Eukaryota, Fungi, Basidiomycota, Agaricomycetes, Polyporales, Fibroporiaceae. Gene Ontology annotation, cellular component: GPI-anchor transamidase complex. The transcript has 8 exons.
AUGGCUAGUAUGGGUAAUAUGGAUACAACUUCUUCCCGCUCCUCCAAAGACCCCUCAAAGCUGUCCUUUCAGUCUACUAAGACGCGAAGACUGAUUUUAACGGCUUAUUGGGGUGUCAUUCUACUUGCGAUUCCUCUUUGGUGGAGAACUACCAGCAUUGAGCGACAGACCUUGCCUACAGCUCGUGUCAAUGCACAGCAAGGGAAAGAGUUAACAUUUCCCAUCCAUGUGCAUUUGGAUGUCAGCGACGAUCUUUCUGGUCGUGGAGGUGCACUAUACGAAGAAGUGCAAAGAAGCAUAGAACUUCAUCCGGAUCUCCGAGACACUGCUGGUUUGCGCAUUCGCGUAUCCUCGAAAGAGAAGCUUCCCGGGGCGUAUCGGGUUGUUGUAAAGGGCGGGAGCGAGAGCCCCAUCGUGGAUGGCCGACGACUGAUUUACGGCGUGCACCCCGAGAGUCAUACGCUGUCAAUGGAGUUGGCAGACGCACUUGCCACAUUGCUCUCGCCGUAUUCGACAUUGCGAAGUUCUCAAGCAGAACGCGUAGCGAAGUAUGCGCCACGAUAUCGGCUCGCGUUCACGUUGCUCAAUGAAGAUGCAGCGUCUGGAACUGCAGCAUUGUCUUGGGAUGUUCAUGCUUCCCUUUCUAGUCAUAUCGCACCAACACUGGAGAGGCUAUCAGUACUACAUAACUUCACUGUCGAGAGCCAGGUGCAGUUUUACGCCCCGUUAGCAUUCGAACCUCGGUCCGUUGGUGAUGGAUCUUCCCAUGGGUUGACACAGGAAGACUUGACUGUCUUCAUCAACUCUGCUGAGUGGACAUUAUCAUCUAGUGUUUCGAAUGAUCCAGUCCUGCAUUUUGUCCUCUUCAUUCCAUCAUCAAGUCACAGCCCCUUGUGUAUACUUGACAGCAACGGGACUCCUACUUCCUCUACGGCGUUCAUCCUUCCACAAUGGGGAGGAAUCGUCAUCUAUAACCCUCCGACCGCAAAUAUUACACUUCAGCUCACGUCCGACGCACUCAGCCCUGUCUUCACCACUUUCCAACAACAGCUUAUAGCGCUCCUUGGUGUGCCAGCUCUUCCUGCGCACAUACACACACAACACAAGACCGCUAGCGACGCGACAUUUACAGAUUGGCAACUAGACGCGUUGAUCCGCCGACGAGCUGUAGAAAAUACCAUGGGUGCACAAGACACUUUGCAAAGCAUCGUACGGCUUGUCACACAAAUUGAGAACAUGCCAGUAAAACGAGAUGUGAAGAAUGACGUACAGGAGGCGUUGAUGGAGCUGGAAGAAGCUUACGCGGCUACGUCGUUUUCAUCUGCACUCGCAUUGCAGCAUGCAAGCGAGGCUCUCACUUUGGCAUCGCGCGCGUUCUUCAAUCCAGGCAUGCUCGCGCUGUUGUAUUUUCCAGCAGAACACAACUAUGCGGUUUAUGCGCCAUUAUUUGCGUCAAUUUCUGCCCCUUUGGUUGCUGCACUAAUCCGGGAGAUAGUCGCUUGGAAAAGAGCGCGCAAGGCAAAACAGGAAGAUACUGCUGUGAAGCUGAAGGAUGAGUGA